AUGGGUUACCCAAAAGCCUUUACGAGUUCAGAUAGUGAACCGGAACCCGACCUGUCACGGGAUCUGGGUAACCCUGUGAUGGGUAACCCGGGGGUUGUGUCGAGGUCUAGCUCCACAGUAGCCCAACACUCUGUGCGCAAUAAUCCUACUGGGCCAGAUGGCAGAUUAGCAGGUUUGUGGAAUGCAAGGGCACUGUUGCGAUUUCCCGCAGAGGUAAACGGCGUUAGGUUGGAUUUUAAAUCUGUCUCCUCAAGAAGACCAACGAGUCGAUUAUCUCUUUUGCCCUAUUCUCUUUGUAGUAUCUGCCCAUCUUCUCAGGCAACAAUGACGUCCAAAGACCAUGUCAAAUCCCAGAUCCCCCGCCUCUCUGCCAUCAACGACCUCCACAAAAUCUGGCCAACUGUCGAGGAACAUGGAGCUGCAAUCAUCGAAUCAUUCCUGUCUUUGGACAUCGUGCGGCGCCUAAACGAAGAGGUAGACCCUUUCGUGAAAAUCGAACCGAUUCCAGCCGCCAAAACCAAAGACCAUCCUAACCAUGUCCUAUCGACUACAACCCGGCUUGUGAACGUCCUCGCUCCAAUCUCAAAAGCAUACAGGGAGGAUGUGUUGAACAGUAAAGUCCUGCACCGAAUCUGCAGUGACGCAUUCCAUGUAUAUGGCGAUUAUUGGGUUCUGAUGGGCGCCGUGAUGGAACUGGCGCCGAGUAAUCCCGCCCAACCUCUCCAUCGCGACAUGCGCUUCAGUCACCCUAUAGUCGAGUACCUCAAGCCUGAUGCGCCUGCCACUUCAAUCAAUUUUCUCGUGGCUCUGAGCCCCUUCACAGCGGAGAAUGGCGCCACCCAUGUAAUUCUGGGAAGUCACAAGUGGCAGAACUUAUCGAAUGUGUCAAUGGACGCGACGGUUCGCGCACUGAUGAAUCCUGGAGAUGCACUGCUCAUUACUGACAGUACCAUCCACUGUGGGGGUGCUGAGACCACGGGCACUGAGACUCGUCGCCUUCUUACCAUCACAAUGGGUAUCAGCCAGCUCACUCCGCUCGAGAGCAACUUGGCCGUACCGCGUCCCGUGAUAGAGAGUUUGACGCCACUCGCUCAGAGACUCCUUGGCUGGGCAAGUCAGCGAUCAGCGGCACCUCGCGAUAUUGGGCUGUUGACUAUUCGUGGAAACUCAAUUGAGAAGACAAUGAACCUAAAGGCGGAGCAGCCGCUCCACGAUGAUGAGGCUGAACCUCUAUGUAGGGAGACGAUAUGA
Molecule: messenger RNA, 1251 nt
Organism: Aspergillus nidulans FGSC A4
Lineage: Eukaryota; Fungi; Ascomycota; Eurotiomycetes; Eurotiales; Aspergillaceae
Product: phytanoyl-CoA dioxygenase family protein
Exons: 4
Coding region: 1-1251 (416 amino acids)
Source: RefSeq, a predicted model, not a curated record